Helicoverpa armigera (cotton bollworm) is the source of this 4268-nucleotide messenger RNA. It is a transcript of the gene Nup58, whose product is annotated as nuclear pore complex protein Nup58. Gene Ontology annotation, molecular function: structural constituent of nuclear pore. NCBI's taxonomy places the organism in Eukaryota, Metazoa, Arthropoda, Insecta, Lepidoptera, Noctuidae. The transcript is spliced from 13 exons. The record is from RefSeq and is a predicted model, not a curated record. Gene Ontology annotation, biological process: nucleocytoplasmic transport. Gene Ontology annotation, cellular component: nuclear pore. Bases 180 to 1904 code for a protein of 574 amino acids.
GUUAUAGUUUGUUUAAUCUGUGCAAAAGAGGGAGAAAAAAGAUAUGGCUGGCCGUUGUUGCACUGUGUUUUUCUGAAUUAUUACCGUUAUCUUCCCGUAAUUCUGUGAGGGAAAUUAAAUUCUUUAUAUUUUAGAAACAAAACUUAAAUAUUUAAUACGUUGUCGAAUCAAAAGUGAAUAUGUCUUUUUCCUUCGGCACUCCGUCGAGUGCUCCUGCUACGACAGGAUUAACAGGAGGCUUCAACUUUGGCGCUAACAAACCGGCAACACCCGGUUUUGGUUUGACGGCGACCUCGCAGCCGUCUGGCCUCUUUGGGAGCACCCCAGCGACAGAAGCGCCAGCAUUUGGUAGUGCUACCCCUGCUUUUGGCGCUACAUCCACUGCCCCGGCCUUUGGGGCUUCGUCGACGCCUGCAUUUGGUGCUACCGCGACUCCGGCUUUCGGGGCUGCAGCGACGGCCUUUGGCACGGGGACUCCGGCAUUCGGUGCUACUUCAGCAGCACCAGCUUUCGGCACGACGACACCGGCCUUCGGAUCCACAGCGCCACCUAGCUUUGGUGCAACAACAACACCUGCGUUUGGUGCGAGUGCUGCACCUACGUUUGGUACCACAACGCCAGCAUUCGGAAGCACAGGGUUGGGGACUGGUGGCCUGAACUUUGGAGCAGGUUCUAAUGCUGCUACAAGUGGCACAGGGCUAAGUUUUGGUACACCCGCAACAUCGGCCAGCACUGGCCUAGGUGGUCUCGGCAGCUUUGGCUUUGGAGCCACAGCAUCAACACAAAGCACUGGGUUUGGAGUAUUCGGUUCUACGAGUACAGCAACCACUACUACUAGUUUACUUGGUGCAAAGUUGGGUACAACUAGCGUUACUGGCACACAACCCUCAAUUUCAGCAGCACCAAGCUUCGGUUUGGGUGGUGUAGCCCCAAAUACAAGCAGGAUUGGAGUUUCAAAUACUUCCACUGCUGAUGCUAAAAGUGAACCGCCAAAGCAAAAUAAAUUGCCAAAUGAAAUUUCUACUACAGUGGAGUCGUUUAAGGAAUUUGUGAAGAAGCAGAAGUCACUUAGUUCAGAAGUAAUGAGGGCGUCUGUCAAGCCAUUGUACAAGGUAUCCCGCGAGGCAGAGUCGACAUUACGCGAGGUGCUGUCGCUGAGCGGCGAGCUGAGCCGCGGCCGCGCGCACUCCCGCCGCCUCCGCGCCGCCGCCGCCGCCGCGCUCGCCGCCGCCGAGACCGCCACCAGGGACUACACCACACCCGGUUCGGAGUUAGAAGGCACCGCUCCGCCAGCCUACGUGAAGGAGUUAAUAGCUGAGUUGGAACAACAGCUGAUCACGUUCCGACGACAGAUGGACGUCGCCGACAAACAGAUGCAAUCGUCGCCUAAACUGCUUAGUGAACAAGAGUUGACAAUGGGUAUCAGACGUAUGCAUGAGUCGCUAGUGGCGUUGGCGGGCCGCCUACAAGCCGUCCACACGCAAGUUGAAGCACAGAAGGAACAAUAUCUCAAUUUACGGAAGUACAUACUCAAGGAUCCAACCAACGUCUUCGAUGCACCAUCUCCUAGCACAAGCCUGGACCAAAUCCUUCGGGAUGCCGAGACCAACAGGAAAAAGUUGAAAUCUGGUGCCUUUACUGACAUCAGCCAAGGAAGUGCUGUACUCUCAGAUCCUCGAGCUGCAUUAGGUAACCUGCAGCAGUUGGCGGGACCAACUCCCUUUACUUAUGUUGGCAGUGCCAUGUCCCCGUUCCCGUCGGUAGACGCCAGUGGUCCUUCAUGGCAGCCGCAAUCGACGCCUGCUCUGAACUCUUCGUUGAAUACUAGCUUCGGUAUCUCCCAAGCGGACACGUCUGUCGGCUUCCAGCUACAGAAACCGCCCGGCAAGCGAGGGAAGCAAUGAUAUUGGCGUUAGUGUGCGCAAGUGUCACGUGCUAAAUGACACUGGACAAUCAUAGAAUAGUGCUAUUUAAAAAAAAAAAUAGGCGGUUAAAACAUCGUGAUUCUAAUUAGUCCUCAUUUUAGAUUGGCAAAAAAUCUUGGACACGUAUCUUUAUUUUAACAAAAUAUUAACCGUCGUACCACAAAAACUUUUAAACGUCUGUUGAACACUUGUCAAAAAAAAUGACCGAUUAUGACGUUGAAAUAAUAUCUGUUAUGCAGCGACAAUUUUUUUAGACAAGUGUAAAACAGAUGUUUAAGUUUUUGUAGUAAGGUUGUUAAUGUUUACUAAGAUAUAACGCAACAAAGAUUGUGAGUGGGGGCUCGUGACGUCACGUCUAUGUAAAAUUUGUACUUGAAAGUGACGUAACACAAAAUUCAAUCGUGUUGUAUCUUCGUUGCUAUUUGUUUGUGAGAGAAAAGAAUAAAUACGUGUUCUUUAUUUUAGGGUUAUCUAAAAGACGGACUAAUUACUUUUUCAUUCGCCAUGCCUGUUGUAUAUUAAUAAACUAGCAACCCCUUCGCAAGGGUAUAAAUUGUAAAAACUUAAUGAAUCUUUUGAGUAAUGGUAUAAACUGCAUGAAAAUCCGUUUAUUUGUCUAUGAGUUGUUAGCGGACAGACUGACGCAGCAGGACUUAGUUUUAUAAUAUUACGCGUCCGCGGUCCGAGGGAUCUGCUUUCCUCACUCUAAUAAAAAAUAUGUUUAUAUGUUACUCAGAUAUAUAAGCUGCAUUAUCAAAAAGUUUCAUCAAAAUCCAUCCAGUAGUUUUGCGUGAAAGAGUAACAAACAUACAUACAGCUUCACAAACUUUCGUAUUUAAUAGCAUGUAGUGUCAAUAAUAUUGAACCCAUGUUUUAUUUGCAAGCCUAGUCCGAACAGACUUACAGAAAAGUUGAUUUUUGAUUGCAUGUAUUCAUAGAUAACCGGAAGUAAAAUCUUGAUAUUGUUUUUCAUCAAAUCUAUACUUAAUAUUAUAAAGCUGAAGAGUUUGUUUGUUUGUUUGAACGCGCUAAUCUCAGGAACUACUGGUCCGAUUUCAACAUUUCUUUCAGUGUUAGAUAGCCCAUUUAUCGAGGAAGGCUAUAGGCUUUUUAUCCCAGUACGGGAAGAAGUUCCCACGGGAUGCGGGUGAAACCGCUGGCAGAAGCUAUUAUAAGAGUCGUUCCGGCUAGGCCCAUCGAAAUCGGUUAAAGUGUACCACUCAUAUAAGUAGAUAUUAUGAAUUUGUCCAUUUAAUAUGGUAAAUGUUAUAACAUCGUUAUUGAAGAGCUUGUGGCUAUGUCGGAGCCCCGUGGAUCGAUCGAUCAUAAGGUUAAGCAACGCUUGGCGCGGCGGGUCCGUUGAUGACGAGUUCUGUGUUUUGGAUGGCACGAUAAACUGGUGUGUCCCGGCUGUCAUUUGAACAUCUUUGGCAGUCGUUACGGAUAAUCUUAAGCUAGAAAGUCUGACAACCCAUCUCACCAAGAGAUUGCCCGUGUGACUGAGUUUAGAAGGUCAGAUAGGCAGUCGCUCCUUCUAAUCUGGCUGUAUCCGGUUAGAUUGGAAGCCGACCCCACAAAGAUGCAAAAAGGUUAGCCAGAUGAUGAUGUCUGUGUGCCUGAGAAAAAAGCAGCGCGUUUUUCUGUAGCGAUAGUUCGGCGGCUAUCGUUGUACUUCGGAUCCAUGCUGUUUUUCGAUUAAGGGUGCGUCUACACGAUGCAUAUAGCUGAAGCAAAUUACUAAAGUGACAAAUGACAAGAGCACGCGGGUGGGUAUUUCGCUUUGGUUAAAUGCGCGAGUCGCACGUUUUUACAAUGCAUGUAAGCUGCGCAUGUGCCUCUACAUGCGUGAGCUACUUGCACCGUGUAGAUGCACUCUACAGAUUGAUAGUUAACAUUAGCUUCAUAUAAAUUAUAUCAAAAUAUCAUAUAUUCAUCAUAAUGUAUAAUCGAAAAACAAGGGAUGGAUCGGUCAUAUCGGUAACGAUAACCGCUGAACCAUAGCCGAUUUGACCAAGCGGCAAAUACCUACACGACUGGUUAUGUUUUGAGUAUUUUUAUAAUUAAAUUGUGCUGGGUUUUACAAUUUCCAAACAUUAAAAUCAAGUUACAGAUUACCACAUCCAGUCCAAACAUAUGAAACUAGUAAGAUUAUUAUGUAAUGUAAACAAUUUUGUAAAUUCAAAUGAUGAUUGUUAUUGUAUUUGAUACUAAAGCCAGUUUAUAACUUGGUGUUUAAUGUCUAGGCUAUGUUAAUUAGUUACCGCCUCAUUUGAUACAUUUUGUAAAUGUUUGGGGUAACCAAUUAAUGUAAGCUAUUUGUAUAUAUCUUUAUUACAUUGAGAA